Molecule: messenger RNA, 1378 nt
Organism: Bombus impatiens (common eastern bumble bee)
Lineage: Eukaryota; Metazoa; Arthropoda; Insecta; Hymenoptera; Apidae
Gene: pall
Product: F-box only protein 28
Exons: 3
Coding region: 175-1272 (365 amino acids)
Biological process (GO): protein polyubiquitination
Molecular function (GO): protein binding
Source: RefSeq, a predicted model, not a curated record
UUUAUAGGUCAUCGGUCGGUCAAAACAUUGUAAUCGUAAUUGUAUGCACCAUAGUUAAAGCUGCACCAUUUUUACUACUAUUGCAUUAACUUGAAAAAGAUAUAAUUUAAUAAUAUUUUUAAAAUUUCACUUGAGUGAAAGUGUUAAGAAUUUAAUUAAAACAAGAACAGUGAUAUGUUGCAAUUAAUAAACCUGCCUGACAUUGUUUUAGAGACAAUUUUGUCUAACCUUUCGUACGAUGAUAUUUCUCGAUAUAGAAUUGUUUGUAAACAAUUUGAUCGGAUAUGUAAAAAGUUAUUAAACCGAGGUUUCAAUUUGAUGGAAAAAUAUCACGCACAAUGUUUGCGUGCAGUAAAAAGUCAAUUACCACGAAGAGAAUCAGAAAGAAGGAGUCAUCCUUUGGCACGUCAUUGUGAUAUAUUAACAGCUAUCGAAACAAGAAUAUCUAUGUUAUCCAUGACUUUUAUAAAAUAUGUGGAUCUUAAUUUGUGUUGUUUUAUUCCUGGAAAGGUAAUCGAUGAAAUUUUUCGAGUUCUUCGUUUAAUUCGGGAUUCCAAAACUCCACCCAGGGCUCAUGAAAUACUUCAAGAGUUAAGAGAUAUUAGUAGCAUGGCUAUGGAACAUUUCGAUGAAAAGAUUUUACCAGAUCUAAAACACAGUAUUUGUACUUCAGUUGUUAGUAACGUAGGUUCUUAUGAAUUGCCAAGUGGAAGUUUAAUGAUUUCUCAUCAUACUACAAGUUCAAACAGUGUAACACUGCCACACAAUUUUAGUUCAGAAAGAUUGAAUCAGACUUUCAAGAAAAUUUAUAGUCGUGCUAAAAAGAAUAAAUUAUCUGUUCUGUCUAUAAAAGGUCAAAUUAGUAAAAUGAAACUUCGAAUGAAAAGACAAGGCUUCCAAAUGAGAUUACAAAGCUUAAAAUUACAAGAGCAGGCAAAGAAAAUACAUGAUCAAGAUACACAAUUAGCUGAAAUGAGAAAACAUCUUGAAGAGUGGGAACAAAAAAUGGUUGAUUUAACAGCUGAACUAAGUCGUGCAAGAGAAGAAACACAAAAACCUGAUUCUAUAGAAACUUGCAAAAGGAAGCAUAUAGAUAUGAUUAAUCAACGAGAAACUGAUACAUUGCAAACAAAAGAACUGCAAGCAAAGAAACGUAAAUUAAUUGUAGAAAGAAUAUCAUCUAACGAUGCAAAAGAUGUCAAAUUUAAAAAAUUUAUGACCGAUCUUCUUGCAGGUAAUGCUAUAGAAGCAUAUCCAUCAACUUCACAUUAAUUUACUAUUUGUACAUAAUGAGGUUGUAUAUCAAAAAAAAUUAUUAUUCUAUGUGUAUUUUGCAUUUUGUAUGUUAUAACUGAAUAAACUUAAAUGUUUAAGCUUC